AUGUCCGGGGAAUUCGCUAAAAGCUUGGGAAAAGGAACCCUUGCUCCAGGGCCAGUACCCGAAGGAAUCAUCCGUGUCUACAGUAUGCGUCACUGUCCUUUUGCACAGAGAACACGACUCGUCCUAAAAGCCAAAGGAAUCAAUCACGAAAUUGUUAAUAUCAAUUUGAGAAACAAACCAGAGUGGUUUUUUGAGAAGAACCCACUUGGAUUGGUACCUGUGCUAGAAACAAGCAAGGGUCAGCUGAUCAGUGAAUCCCCAAUCACUUGUGAAUAUUUGGAUGAAGCUUACCCAGAAAAUAAGUUGUACCCUGCGGACCCUUAUGAAAAAGCUUAUCAGAAAAUGCUUCUGGAAUACUUCUCCAAGGUACCUCCAAUAUGCAUCAGCUAUGCUCGGGCUAUCAGGAAUGGUGAAGAUGCAUCAGCAUUAAAGAAUGAGUACCAGAAGAAGCUUCUGAAGCUUGAAGAGAUGCUUGCAAACCAUAAAACUAAGUUCUUUGGUGGAAAUUCAGUAUCCAUGAUUGAUUAUCUAAUCUGGCCAUGGUUUGAACUGAUAGAAGCCUUCCAGUUACUUGAAUGUUUGGACCAUACUCCAGGAUUAAAAUGCUGGAUUGAUAGGAUGAAGCUAGAUCCAGCUGUUAAGGCUACAAUAACUGAUCCUCAAAUCUUUAAGGGCUUUCUUGAACUAUAUUUCAAUAAUAGUAUUGAAUCCUGUGAUUUUGGGCUCUGA
This is a messenger RNA of Crotalus tigris (Tiger rattlesnake), 729 nucleotides long. Its product is annotated as glutathione S-transferase omega-1-like. The transcript has 6 exons. Gene Ontology annotation, biological process: glutathione metabolic process. NCBI's taxonomy places the organism in Eukaryota, Metazoa, Chordata, Lepidosauria, Squamata, Viperidae. Gene Ontology annotation, molecular function: glutathione dehydrogenase (ascorbate) activity; glutathione transferase activity. Bases 1 to 729 code for a protein of 242 amino acids. Gene Ontology annotation, cellular component: cytoplasm. The record is from RefSeq and is a predicted model, not a curated record.